Molecule: messenger RNA, 1056 nt
Organism: Perkinsus marinus ATCC 50983
Lineage: Eukaryota; Perkinsozoa; Perkinsida; Perkinsidae
Product: ctl transporter, putative
Exons: 9
Coding region: 1-1056 (351 amino acids)
Biological process (GO): transmembrane transport
Cellular component (GO): membrane
Molecular function (GO): transmembrane transporter activity
Source: RefSeq, a predicted model, not a curated record
AUGCCAUGCAGAUACAUCAAUAAGUGUGUGGGAGCUUCUAUCCUCGACACUGCAAAAGAUCUGUCUUCUGGUACGGAGGCACUACAAGCUGAUGAUGUCCAGCGAGAUGUGAUUAAGUACGCGUCGUAUUGCGCACUCGGACUUGCUGCCCUUUACCUUCUACUACUGCUGUGUCUAUGCAAGAGGAUUCGGCUGGGCAUCGCUCUGAACAAGGUCGCUGCACAGUUCGUCUACAACAACAAGUUGGUUAUGAUAAUUCCAGUACUGCAAACUUUGAAGUGUAUGGGGUGGUGGGCAGUUUGGCUAAUCGCCGUUUGCUUCACCGUCAGCAACGUUCCCGAUGCCAAGAUCAAGACAGGUGUGCACGCGCAGUUCACAAAGUAUUUUACGCCCAACGAUGCUAAGGGCUCACUCGGGACUAAACCUCUCCGAACCGGCAUCAAGAAUGCCGUUAUCUAUCAUCAGGGGACCUUAUCAUUUGGAAGCUUCGUUUUGGCAAUCGUUCAGUUUAUAAAGUGGUGGCUGAGAUAUCUCGCGAAACAAGCUAAAUUGCAACACAAUAAAGUCAUGACGAUUCUGUUCAAAAUUCUCAGCUACUGUGUGGCGUGCUUCGAGAAAUGCAUAAAGUUCCUCAACAAGAAUGCCUACAUUCAGACGGCUUUACUAGGCACUAAAUUCUGUACAAGUGCCAAGAACGCUUUCUUCUUAAUUCUUCGUAACGCCGCACGCAUCGGCGUCCUCGGCGCGAUCGGAAAUGCAGUGCGACUAUUCGGGUAUCUCUUCAUAAUGGGUAAGCUCGGUGCUACUGCUGCGGCUGGUUAUUUCAUCACGUUAGAGAUGUACGAUGGUGAAAUCAACAGCCCUGUGGUGCCCAUCAUCAUUUAUGUCGUGGUUGGGUAUGUUGUCGGAAAGUUGAUAACGAAUGUCUUUGGUCUAGCCGUGGAUUCAAUGUUGCAAUGCUUCGUGGCUGACGAGGAGUUGAACAAGGCCUCGGGUGGAGCACAGUGCACGCCUCCAUUGCUCAAGAAAUUCCUUGAUAAGAAUAGCAAAAGAUGA